Peronospora farinosa is the source of this 1590-nucleotide messenger RNA. NCBI's taxonomy places the organism in Eukaryota, Oomycota, Peronosporomycetes, Peronosporales, Peronosporaceae. The record is from the annotation of a GenBank genome assembly.
AUGGCAACAACAGUAGAACAGGCCUUUCAGGCAAAUGCAGCGGCAGUUGUGCGAGACUAUUACGUUGAACCACGAAUUGAUUAUCGUACGAUUUCAGGUGUAAAUGGACCGCUCGUCAUUCUAGAGAAUGUUAAGCUGCCCAAAUUCGCUGAAAUUGUCAAUUUGACAUUGGCCAGUGGUGAAAAACGUCAGGGUAAAGUACUUGAAGUACAGGGAAGCAAAGCUGUUGUUCAAGUCUUUGAAGGAACGGAUGGUAUUGAUAAUCGUCAUACGCACUGUGAAUUCACGGGUGAUGUGCUCAAGAUGGCCAUCUCUGAAGAAAUGCUGGGUCGCGCCUUUAAUGGUUCUGGUAAAGCUAUCGACGGCGCCCCUGCUGUUGUAGCUGAGGAAUACUUGGACAUUGAAGGACAACCGAUUAAUCCGUCGUGUCGUGACUACCCCAAGGAGAUGAUCCAGACGGGUAUCUCUGCUAUUGAUGUGAUGAACUCCAUCGCUCGUGGACAAAAGAUUCCGCUCUUUUCUGCUGCUGGUUUACCCCACAACGAGAUUGCUGCACAAAUUGUGCGUCAGGCUGGUCUGGUGCAGCGCAAGGACGUCAUAGACUCGCAUGAGGACAACUUUGCCAUUGUUUUUGGCGCUAUGGGCGUUAACAUGGAGACGGCCCGAUUCUUCCGUAAUGAUUUCGAAGAGAGUGGAUCUAUGCAAAAGACGGCGCUCUUCAUGAACCUAGCUAACGACCCUACUAUUGAACGUAUUGUGACGCCGCGUCUGGCGUUGACCACUGCUGAGUAUCUUGCCUACGAGCGCGACCUUCACGUGUUGGUCAUUCUGACGGAUAUGAGUUCGUAUGCCGACGCUCUUCGUGAAGUCUCUGCAGCGCGUGAAGAAGUGCCCGGACGACGUGGUUACCCCGGUUACAUGUAUACGGAUCUGUCGACACUAUACGAGCGUGCUGGUCGGGUGACAGGCCGCAAUGGAUCCAUCACGCAACUGCCCAUUCUGACCAUGCCCAACGAUGAUAUCACGCACCCCAUUCCGGAUCUGACGGGCUAUAUUACAGAGGGACAGAUUUAUGUGGAUCGCCAGUUGCACAACCGUCAGAUCUUCCCGCCCAUUAACGUGCUGCCGUCACUGUCGCGUCUAAUGAAGAGUGCUAUUGGCGACGGUAUGACGCGUGACGACCACAGCGCCGUGUCGAACCAGCUGUAUGCCAGUUAUGCUACUGGCAAGGAUGUUCAGGCCAUGAAGGCUGUAGUUGGUGAAGAAGCGUUGUCGCUGGAAGAUCACCUGUACCUGAAGUUCACGGACAAAUUCGAAAGCAAGUUCAUCGCACAGGGCCCAUACCAGUCGCGUGAUAUCUUCGAGUCGUUGGACCUCGCAUGGUCGCUUUUCCGUGCGUUCCCGAAAGAGCUGCUCAAAAAGAUCCCGAAGAAGCAUUUGGACACGUACUAUGCGCGUCGGACGCAAACACGUGAGGAGAAAGAAGAGCGGAUUGCUUGCGCCUCCGUCGUCGAUUGGCUGGUGGCGGCUGUGCAGGUUGCCACUCAGGAUCUGAAUGUUGAAGCACGAGACGGCAUUGACGAACACUAA